Monodelphis domestica (gray short-tailed opossum) is the source of this 16695-nucleotide messenger RNA. RefSeq names its product kinase suppressor of ras 1 (gene KSR1). Gene Ontology annotation, cellular component: cytoplasm; membrane; endoplasmic reticulum. The record is from RefSeq and is a predicted model, not a curated record. Gene Ontology annotation, biological process: Ras protein signal transduction; protein phosphorylation. Gene Ontology annotation, molecular function: ATP binding; protein kinase activity. Lineage: Eukaryota; Metazoa; Chordata; Mammalia; Didelphimorphia; Didelphidae.
GCUGGACCGCGCCCCUCUGAGGUGUGAGCCGGCCGCUGCAGGGGGCCGCCCGGCCUCGGAGCGCGCACCGCUGGGACUGCGGACACAGCUGGCUCCCUGCCCGUGACCGGCUCAAACAGCAGGUGCGCGGCCAGGACUACAAGUCCCGGCGUCCUCCGCGGGCGCCUGCCGGGCCUCCGCGGCCACUCCGGAGAGCCUGAGAGCGGAGCCCUAGAGGCAGUAGUCGGAGCCGCUGCAGCGCCGAGCGCUCAUUUCGCUUUGGGUUCGGGAGUGGUGGAGCUGCAGCGAGUAGCAGCAGUGGCAGCGGCAGAGGCAUUGGCAUUCAGCAGCAGCAGCAGCUCCACCAGCUCCACCAGCAGCAACAGCAGCAGACUGCUGCAAGGAGCCCCAACGGCGGCCGCGCGCUCGGGCCAUCUGUGGCUCCCCGCCAGCCCGGGUGUCCGGGCUCUGGCUCGGGGCUCCUCCCCGCCUAGCCUGCGCGCCCUAACCCCGCGGGUCCCGAUGCCGAGGCAUGGAUAGAGCGGCGCUUCGUGCGGCGGCAGCGAUGGGGGAGAAGAAGGAGAGCGGAGGGGGCGCGGCAGCUGCUGCAGAUGUGGGCGCAGCUGGAGCCGGGGCCGGGGCCGGGGCCGGGGCCGCGGCCGGCCGGGCUCUGCAGCAGUGCGGCCAGCUCCAGAAGCUCAUCGACAUCUCCAUCAGCAGCCUGCGGGGGCUGCGCACCAAGUGUUCGGUAUCCAACGACCUCACCCAGCAGGAGAUCAGGACCCUGGAGGCCAAACUGGUUCGGUACAUCAGCAAACAGCGGCAGUGCAAACUCAGCGUGGCCCCUGGGGAACGGACGGUGGAACUCAACAGCUAUCCACGGUUCAGUGACUGGUUGUACACCUUGAACAUAAGGACGGAGGUGGUGCAGAAGAUCUCCGGGGAGCUCACACUGGAUGCUUUGCUGGAGAUGAACGAAUCGAAGGUGAAGGAGACCAUGAGGCAUUGCGGCUCCAGUGCCGACGAGGUCAGCCGCAUACAGUACGCCCUCUCCUGCCUCCGGAAAGGGACCGGCUUAGAUCUCCCCCACGGAUCCCCCCAGAUGGUACGAAGAGACAUCGGCCUCUCAGUGACCCACAGGUUCUCCACCAAGUCCUGGCUGUCCCAGAUUUGCCAUGUGUGCCAAAAGAGCAUGAUGUUUGGAGUGAAGUGUAAACACUGCAGGUUAAAGUGUCAUAACAAAUGCACAAAAGAAGCCCCGGUUUGUAGAAUAUCGUUCUUACCCCUAUCUAAACUACGGAGGACAGAAUCUGUGCCUUCAGACAUCAACAACCCCGUGGAUAGAUCGACAGAGCCCCAUUUUGGAACCCUCCCGAAAGCACUGACAAAGAAGGAACACCCCCCCGCCGUGAACCACCUUGACUCCAGCAGUAACCCAUCUUCCACCACGUCCUCCACACCGUCUUCCCCGGCACCCUUCCAGUCUUCCAACCCCCCCAGCGCGACGCCACCUCCGAACCCCUCCCCGAUGGCUCAGCGGGACAGCAGGUUUAAUUUCCCAGCUGCCCACUACAUCCAUCAUAGACAGAAGUUUAUCUUCCCAGACAUUUCUGCCCCACCUCAAGCACCCCAAGUCCCCAAUGCAGCUGAAGAGACUCGGGUCAAUGACCAGCUGAAAGCCAAUGUGUCCGAGGACCAUGAAGGAGAGGUGGAGGAACAGGAGGCGAGUAAGUCUGAGCUGGAAGAUGACGAAGACGAGCUGGACGACCUCCCGUACUCCCGCAAGCCGUGGAAGGGGAUGAUCUCUCGGAAAGCCAGCAAGACCAGCGUCUACCUGCAGGAGUGGGACAUCCCCUUCGAGCAGGUGGAGCUGGGGGAGCCCAUCGGGCAGGGCCGGUGGGGGAAGGUGCACAGGGGGAGAUGGCACGGGGAGGUGGCCAUCCGCCUUCUGGAGAUCGACGGCAACAACCAGGACCACCUCAAGCUGUUUAAGAAGGAGGUGAUGAAUUACAGGCAGACCCGGCACGAGAACGUUGUGCUCUUCAUGGGGGCUUGUAUGAAUCCUCCCCACCUCGCCAUCAUUACCAGUUUCUGUAAAGGGAGGACACUUCACUCAUUCGUGAGGGACCCCAAGACGAGCCUGGACAUCAAUAAAACCAGGCAGAUUGCUCAGGAGAUCAUCAAGGGCAUGGGCUAUCUGCACGCCAAGGGCAUCGUCCACAAAGACCUGAAAUCCAAGAACAUCUUCUAUGACAAUGGCAAAGUGGUCAUCACGGACUUUGGGCUGUUUGGGAUCUCUGGUGUGGUGCAGGAAGACAGGAGGGAGAAUGAGCUGAAGCUGCCCCAUGAUUGGCUCUGCUACCUGGCCCCCGAAAUCGUGCGGGAGAUGACCCCGGGGAAAGAUGAAGAUAAGCUGCCCUUCUCCAGAGCAGCUGAUGUGUAUGCCUUUGGGACGGUUUGGUAUGAGCUACAAGCAAGAGACUGGCCUUUCCAGACCCAACCUGCAGAAGCCUUGAUCUGGCAGAUUGGAAGUGGAGAAGGCGUCAAGCAUGUCCUGGCAGGGAUCAGCUUGGGGAAGGAAGUCAGUGAGAUCCUGUCUGCUUGCUGGGCCUUCGACCUGCAGGAGCGACCUAGCUUCCCCCUCCUAAUGGAAAUGAUGGAAAAACUGCCCAAACUGAACAGGCGCCUCUCUCACCCAGGCCACUUCUGGAAAUCGGCUGAACGCUGGCGGAAUCGCUACUCCAAAGGGCGCUACUACCACCCAGACUUUAAAGGGACCUUCCGUCCCCUCUUGGAGGAAUAGUGUGUGAACUGUCGGAUGCCUGUUUCUCAUCAUUGUGCUGAUAUGCCCAUCAAAUGUCCUGAAUCCUUUCUUCCUCCGCUCCCUCCUCUAGUCCCUGACUCAUAAUUCUAUUUUUUACUCUCAUGCAACAAAAUAUUUUUAAAGUGUGAAUUGGCAAAUCGAGGGAUUGAUGCUCUCUUAAUUCUCUACGAAUUCUCUAGUCCCUCCAGUAGUCAAAAAGCUAGAAUUAUUAGCUAGAAUGAUCUGGUUGGCCUACGCCCCCUCCACUUCCUUUCCCCCAAAGUUGGAAAUCCUUAGAACUAUUCUCCCUUCCUCCAAAUACAGGAGGUAAUUAUUAUUCCAUUGGCUAAAGGGGAAGGGCAGUAUAGUGUAACUGACAGAGGGCCAGCCUCGGAAAAUUGGGAAAAAACCUGAGUUCAAAUUCAUUUGAUUUGACACAAAAUGACUAGGACAUUGAGUGAACAAAUAAGCACUACAUAAAAGCCAGUGAUUACGAUGAUAAUUUUUCUUUGUGACUCUGGAUGAGUCACUUAAACUCUCAGCAAUCCCAGUGAAUGAAUUUACUGAGGAGUGGCUGAGCUGUAUCAGAGAAGGGAAUUUCCACAAUGGAAAUGCCUCCAGCCAGUGAAAUCCCUGCUUUCCAGUUUUCUCUUAUCUUUCCACUUUGGGUAGAGGACCCUUAGGAGACCAAAGACAAGGUGACAUUGAAUGGCCAGCAGGAAAUGUUAGCUCCUUUCAGGCCCCCUUCAGGGUGGUUUAUCCAUAAGAUGCCUUUGCCCAGCCUGAACUGAGACGUCACCACAUCCUAGGCUUAGCUGACUACUGAAAGACAAGGGUCCUUCUGCAUGGCCCAAGAGCCCUCCAGUGUUUGUGCUGCCCAAAUGCAAGGCUCCCUCUCCCUCAAGCGCCUUUCCCGUUGAGCUUUGGCAGUGGUUAGAAGCCUCCCCAUCAUUGGUUCAUCAUUAAAGUUCCCCCUUGGCUGAAAGACGGUGCUUUUCUCUGGGUCCUGGAUUUUAUUUCUGCCUUUGUUGGGGGCGUCUCUCCAAGAAAGCCCAAUUGCCUUUGUCUGUGAAGCCCUGCUCUCCUCAGAUACACUGGGCUUUGGCUCUCCUCUUGGCUCUGAUCUCAUCCAUCAAACUUUUGGUGCCAAUAAUGCCCGAUUGAUUCCCUUUGGGACGACGGCUUAAUCUGAUUUUCUUGCCUUUUGGAAACUUUACCUAGUUAUGUCCUUUCUCCAAAAUGGUGGUCAAAUUGAAAGGUAGAAGAGAAAACAAGCCAAUUCUGCCUGUUUUCCUGUCCUGCUCCUGUCAUGGGAGGGAGCAAAAGAGAUUUAUUUGUUGUUGUUGUUGAGGAUUUUUUAAAAAUAUGGCUCUCUGGGCCAAGUAUUUUUUUAGCCUUUACAACUUCUGUCUUAGUAGACAGAAGAGUGGCAGGGGCUAGGCAAUUGGGAUUAAGUGACUUGCCCAAGGUUACACAGCAAAGAAAUAUCUGAAGCUAGACUUGAACCCAGGUCCCCUUAACUCCAGCCUUAGAACUCUAUCCUCUGAGCCACGUAGCUCACUCACCAGUUUUUUUGUUUAAUUUUAGUUCAAUAGAAUUCCAUGGGAAUAGGACUGUUUUUUUCCUAAGCAGUCAAUCAGUAGUUGUUAAAUGCCUACUAUGUGCCAGCCACAGGGCCAAAUGUUAGAUUCCCUAGAAAGGGAAACAUUCAAGGUAUCUCCAGUGUCAGUAGGGUCAUAGAGCAUCCAGGCCAGAAGGGACUUCAGAGGUGAUCACAUCUAGCCCCCUCAUUUUGAGACUGAGAGCGCCUAUGGGUUUUGUCUUCUGGGUAGUAAAUAUCAAAGGCAGGAUUUGAACCCAAACCCUCUGAUUUUAGAUCUGUUGAAUCCCUCUGGGAUUCUUGAUAUGGGAGUAAAUUUACUUUUGUAAUUAAUUGGUAAUUAAAUUCCAAGCCCUGGUGACACUGUAGGAAGCCAUGGGGGCCAGACUGGGAUGAGCAUUUGCCUGAGGAGAAGGGGUUCCAUUCAGGACCAAGUGGUAGUGGCAGGGAUAGGAAAGGGCAUCUUUUCUCUUUAUAUUGUCUUCCAACAGCAUAGUACAGGGGGAAAGUACACAAUUCUAGAGGAGUCAGGGGACCCGAGAUCAAAUCCUGCCUCUGACACUGACCAGCUAUAGAAUCUUGGGCAAGUCAUAGUACUGCCUCAGUUUCCUCAUCUGUAAAAUGGGACAGUAGCCCACAAAGUGACCCCUAAGGUUCCUUCCAGCUCUAGAUAUACCAGAAUCCCCAACAACAGUGGUCUCCUUCCUCUCCCCUGCCUAUGGGCUCUGAACCUAGAGUAAUGUUGCAUAUUUAUGAAUGCUGGUGGGCAAUAAUGAGGUUAAAACUUGUACGAGGAACUAUGACCUCAGCUAGUAUUGUCAAGGUUUUUUUUUUUUUUAAUUUUAAACUGCUUUCCAAAAUAGGUGACUAAUAAAGGCUCUUGGGGGAGAGCCAAAUCUGUGGCAUUGCUGGGUCUCUGCCAACAGAGCAGCUGCUCCUCCUUUCUACCUUUCACUGCCCAGGUCACACUGCCCACAGUUCCCAUUUCUGUUGUUUCUCCUUGACAUUUGCUUACAGCAGUCCAUUUACCCGAGAUGAGUGGUACGAUGUUAAUUAACAUAUUAAUUAAUUUAUUAGCAGUUAAUUAAUUAACAGGACAUCAGAAACAUUCAUGAACUCAUCCAAGGUCCCACAGCUAGUAAAUAAUGCCAGCAGCAAAAACCCACAGAGCAUUUUAAGGUUUCCAGGGUGUUUCACCUGCAUCCUAGGGAUCCUAUUAUCCCCAUUUUACAGAUGAGAAAGUGAGCUUAAAGAGGAUGAGGGACUUGCCCAGGGCUACACAGCUAAUUAGUAUUCAAGGUAGGAUUUGAAUUCAGCUCCCUCUGUUUUGUAUUUUAAAUUUAAUUUUUGAUUGCAAUACAGUAGAAAACUUUUCUUAUAGUAUUUUUAAAUGUUUUAAUAAUUUUUAUUUUCUUAUAUAUUUAUCUUUUUAUAAUAGUUUUAAAAUAAUAUAGUAGGAAAACAAAAACAAAACAGUAGUUUUUAAAAAAAUAAUACAAUAGAAAAACAAAAACAAAACCACUAGAUUUCAAGUCCCCUCUCUACUACUCACUUCCUUUGUGAUUUGGAAAAGCCAUCUCCUCUUGGGGCCUCGGUUUCCCCUCUUUAGGAGGAUGAGGAUUAAUCCUGUGGUUCCCCAAAUUUAGUUUAUGGUCCUCUAUUCUUUGUUAGGAGGAGUUGGGCCAAGUCUGGGAGAGCCCAAGAAGGUUCCUCUCAGCAAAAGAAGCUCAUUUUGGGGGGUCAAAUUCUUUGCAAGAUCAAGGCUUAGCACUUCUUGUUUAUUUGUGCAAAUAUUUGAGCUAAACCUAUCACGUGUGCUGCAUGAGUUGCAUUUAGAGUAAAUGAAAUGAUUUCUAAAUUUUCUGUUAUCUGCCAUGACAUAAUACGUCAAACUUUGUGGCACGCCCAGUGGAGCUGAUGGCCAACUAGAGUUUGGGCCACGGACCAGCCAAGCUCUGAGAUCCCUUCAGCUCUAAGCCCUCUGAGUCAGGACCAACACACCCUGAAGGCUCACUGGGGUAGGUCAGGCGUGAUCUCAGGGGCAUCCAGGAGCUUGUUUAAUUCUCCAAAAUGGGAUAAGAAAGAGCUGAAGUGUGUCAGGCUGUGGGGUUUUGAAGCACCUUGAAUUAUAGGUCAGCAUUAAAAAGUUUUCUUUGAGGGAUGGCUGGGUAGCAUGGUGGAUAGAACGUCGGACCUGGAGUCAGGAAGACUUGGGUUCCAAUGUGGCCUCGGAUACUUCCUGGGCAAGUCAUUUCACCUCGCUUGCCCAGCCCUUGCUGCUCUUCUGUCUUAGAAUUGGUACUAAGACAGAAACUGAGUUUAAAAAAAAAUCUUUUUUUGGUUGAGAGUUUUUUUUUAACCUAUUGGUCAUCCUGGUUGGGGUUCCUUAGAUCAGCUGAUAUUAACUUCUCCAUCCUCAGCUCAGAGAAUAUUUGGGUUUCUUUUGGGGUGGAGGUAAGUGUCUUUUGUAAUAAUACUGUACACUUUCAAUGUAAUUCAACAAAUAUUUAUUACCACUUACCACGUGCCAAAUGCUAGGAAUCCCUGGUGUCAGGAGGACCUGAGUUCAAAUUCAGCUUCAGAAACUUACUAGCUCUAUGACCCUAAUCAUUUAAUCCUGCUUUUUAUUCAUUUAAAGCAAUCUGCAUAUUUAUUCUUUAAUAGUAUCAGCAGUUUUAGACACCAUAAACACUUCCCCCCAAAACAACCCCCACAGUGAUUGCACAAUUCCACGUACGUAAUAGUGAUUAUGACUGAUAUAUCAGUUAAAUAUAUCACUUUAUCCAUUAUUUUCAGAAGUGUGCUUUAAUAGCUUGAUGCCAUCUUUGUCCAUUGCAUUACAGUUUCUUCAACUGUAAAAUGAGCUAGAGAAAGAAAUGGUAAAUUUCUUCUAUAAAAUUCUGGUAAAAUUCUUCUAUAAAAAUAUUCUAGUAUCUUUGCCAAGAAAACCCUGAAUGGUAUCUUGAAGAGUCAGACAAUGGGGGCAGCUAGGUCGGUAACACAGUGGCUAGAGCACCAGGUCUGGAGGUGCGAGAACCUGGCUUCAAAUAUGAUCUCAGACAAUUCCUAUCUGUGUGACCCUGGGCAAGUCACUUAACCCUGACUGCCUAGCCCUUGCUGCUCUUCUGUUUUAGAAUAAAUACUAAGAUGGAAGGUAAGGGUUAAAAAAAAAAGUCAGACAUGACUGAAAGGAAUACAGAGACAAAACCAAACCACUCCCUGUCCCCAGGGAGGCUGUAUUCUAUUGGGGGCAAUAAUCUCAAGUGUAGGGGGUCCCUGGCUUGAAGGGGUCUCAGACACACAGCCACCAUCAUCGUUGCUAGGGUCCCGGGGAGCUCCAAGCUAACACUGCUCAAUGCUUGCUUCCACUCUUUUCCCCUGACAGCUAACUCUCUGAUGGUGUGUUUGUUUGUGUCUGUGUCUAUUUGCUGUUUUUGUCUGUCUGUUUCCUUUUCUAGGUUGUAGCUCCUGGGGCUGCCUUGCAUGUGUCCUCGGCUUUCCCCCCUCUCUCCUAAUCGACUUCUCAACUCCAAACAGUUGCCUCUGCUGACUAAAAUGCCAACCUGGAUUUUUUGCAUUAACCAGGGGGAAGCAACCUCCGCCUCGCCGAAUCCUUUUCUCCAAAAGUAUUUUUUAAAACAAAAAUCUCCUUCCUGUUUUUUUGUUGUUGUUUUUGUUGGUUUGGGAUUUUUUUUUCUUUUUGCUUGUAUAACACACUACUUUUUGGGAAAUAACUCCUUCACUAACUGUUGGAUCUGGCUGCCUGUGUUUAUUUCCCCCCACAAUGCACUUUGAUCAGCUUUGGAGACUCUCCUUGAUGUACCUGCUGGGUUAGAGGCCAUUCUUUCUCACUAUUCCCCUCUUACCAAGGCAGAAGGCUGGAGCCCAUGGCGUAGGGAUGAGGGAUGUUUGCCGUCUGCCCUACAAGCAGCAAAGUUGUAGCAAGAACCUAGAAAUGGAUCUGAGAAAGAUUUCCAGCCCUUUCGCCCAAGGGACACAGUUGCAAGAGUGCCCGUUCUGGACUUAGUGGGUCCAAAUGCCAUCUCUGCCCCGACUGCCCAUGUGACCUUAGACCAAGCACUUAACCCAUCGGGGUCUCUAAAGGCUCCCCUUAAAUCAGGGUUCUUAACCUUGUUUGUAUUCUAGACACAUUGGGCAGCAGUCUGGUGAAGCCUCUGGACCCAUUCUCAGGGGCUCUUUUCAAAUGCUUAAAAUAAAAUUAUAGGAUUACAAAGGAAACCAAUUCUACUGAAAUGCAGUGAUCAAAAUUGUUAAAAAAUAGUUCACAGACUCCAGCCUUAAAUCCAUGGUCCUAUGAUCAGGAAGACUUUGACCACUCCAGGGCGAAGUCUUCCUGAUCAUAGGACUGUGGAGACUCCACUCCAUGGGGGGAAAAAAAAUCUCCCACAGUUGCUGCUUCUGUUCCUUGGAUGACGAGCCUGGAAAUGGGAGCUCCUGGGUUCUAACCUGGCCUCAAAUACUUCCUAGAUGUAUGAUCUUGGGCAAGUCACUUAACCCCAAUUGCCUAGCCCUUGCCACUCUUCUGCUUUGGAAUGGAUACUCAGUAUUGUUUCUAAGACAGAGAGUAAGGUUUAAAAAAUGGUGGAUGAAUGGUGGAUGUCACAAGAGCUAUCCUUAAGUUUGCUUGUCUCACAAGCUUAGGGUCAUCUCAUAUCUACAGGAACAAUAUGGGGUCCUCACAGUUAAUGCAAACUCCUUUUAAUAUAGGAAAAUGAGAGGGUGUGUGUUGCAGUGGCAAAACAGAUUGGAUUAGGAGUCAGAGAUCCUGAGUUCUGACCCUUUCUCAGUUCCUGACUCCCUACGUGUCCUUGUGGAAGUCAGUUUCUUCUCAGAGCCUCAGUUACCCCAUCUGUAAAAAUGAAGGCAAUAGGAGAGAUGAUCUCAGAGAUCCCUCCCAAACCGUAGUUAUUGUAUGUGACUCCAAUGCAAGCUCAGGGUUGUAGUGUGCUGUGAAUUAGGACCACAAGAAUUCCCUGAUGUGAAGCAGGACAUCUGCAGCCAUCUUGCUUGUGUCUCUGAGUUUGCUAUUACUUUUGGAAAGUCAUUUAAAAAAACAACACAGUAUUUUUUCCUAAAAAGAUGUCUCUGUGCCUUUUGUUUUUAUAUAUGAAUUAUUCCCAGAUAUGCCUCACUUCCUCAUAUCCCUGCAAAGCCAGCCUUCUGUUGUAACAGGAAAAAAAAUAGACGAUUUAGUAAAGCCAACUCAUAGGGACUGUAUGCAACAUUCUGUGGCCACAGCCACCCACCUCUCCAACCCAAAAGGAGAUAAUAAAGCCAUUAUUUUCAUAAAAAUGACCCUUUGUGGUUCUCUACUCAAAAAUAUGGUGCUUUAAGAUUUGUGAAGCACUUUACAAGUAUCAUCUCGCUUGAUCCUGAGGGUAUUGUUAUCCUCAUCUUAUGGCUGGGACUCUGGAGACUUAAGGGAGGUUUAAAUGACUCACCCAGGGCCACACACACACACACACACACACACACACACACACACGCACAGAGUAAAUCACUGAGUUGAGACUGGAAUCUGGGCUUUCUGACUCUUAGGCUUCUUCUUCUUGUCCAGAUACCUGAAGCAGUUUGCAUCGAGUCUUUUUUUGUCAUGAGACUCCGUCCUUCACUCUACUUCCUCAUCCCCCUCUGUUCCCCCUACACCCAAAACAUGAGGGACAUCUUCUGGUCCGCCAAGACCAAUGCCCAUAAAAUCAAAAUGGCGGCUCGCCUUCCUUCUCCAUCAAGUGGAAGUGGUAGAAAGACGCCCUGGCCUUGUUUCUGGUGAAAUCCUUCUGACCCUUUGGUUGGAUGCCUGGGUUCUUUGUCAGACCAUAGAGCCAAUAGAGAUAAACCCACCCCAUCCCUCACCUGUUUUAAAGGUUUAGUGACUCCAGCAGGAAAUCCCAAGGGGCUAAAACGUGUUUCUCUUCCUUUUUUCAGCAUUAACAGUAGCAAAGUUGUGUCCCGGUUUGAAAGGUUUGGCAUGGGCAUCCCGGAGUCCAGUAACCCAAAGAUUUAGCCUGGUGUGCAAUGAUUCUCACUGCUGUUGAUUUUUAUUAUCUUUUGUGGGUUUGUUGUUCUCCCCUCUUAUCUCUGUCCCCCACCCCAAAAAAGAACUCAACUCUGCAAAACGUCAGCCACCUUCUUAGAAUCCAGCCAACCAGGAGCCCAUCGAUCUGUCAUCGUGUCCGAAUGUUUGCCCACACAUACAUUUGUCUCCUGAAUCGAGACCUUCGCCCAGUGUAUGUGUGUCUGUGGGUAUACACAGAUAUGUGUCUAUUUAUAUACAUAGUAUAUACAUGUGUAUAAAGACAUAUAUGUUCACGUAUGUAUAUGUGUAGAUUAUACGUGCAUAUGUGUGUAUCAAAUCCAGACAGACAAUGAGUUUACAUGGAACAUUUCUAUUGAAUGAACGUGGGGUAUUGGUUUUUUUUUUUACAGAUAAUAAUAAAAGUGACCCAAGUGUCUACAACAUGAAUGUUUAGCUGACCUGAAUGGUAGUGUCGGAUGAAAGGGAAUCCCUGAAAUCCAUCAGGCUACCCAAGCUGGGACAGAUGGAAUAGCUAGAAGGGCUCUGAGGUGGGUGGCCAGGAGGGGGUGAAGCAAAGAAAGAUUGGAUUUCUUGGGAGGAAGGGGAGGAAACGUCCUCCAAGCAAAGUCUGCUGGGCAACCAUUUGUCAGGUACAUUAUAGAGGGGAGCCUUUUUGGUUAUGGUUUGGUGAACUAGAUGGUCUCUGAGGUCCUUCUGGCCCAGACAUUCUGGAAUUCCAACUCGGCCUCUAUUACUUGGACCCUAACCUUACCACUUGCUGCCUUCCAUGAACUAUGGAAACUGGCCCUUAAUAGGGAAGAUCCUUGAGACAUAUAGAACAGCAAAAUACAAUGGAAAAGAUGGUAUCUAAAACUAGAAGACCUGAGUUCUAAUCCUAUCUCUGAUCUUUCCUAGCUAUGUGACCUUGGGCAAUCUACUUUCUCGAAGCCUCAGUUUCCUUACCUGUAAACUGAGGAGGUUAGGCCAGAUGGCUUCUGAGUCUCCUUCCAGCUCUAGGUCUGUUGUUUGAGUCCUGACAUGGGAAAUGUGGACAAGUUAUUUCCCCUCCCUGAGACUCAGUUUCUCCAUCUGUAGAAUGAGGGUGUUUCACUAGAUGUGGAACUUUUCAGUUCACAUCUAUGAUCCUAUGAUCCUUCAUUCUGCUGGCUUUCCAUUCAGGGAUCCAGAUCAGUGGUUUCCCAUUCAGGGAUCCAGAUCAGCACUGAGCUGGAAGAGAAUGCCCAAGCCAGUUUUUCUCACCCUCUCCCCAGGAAUUCCCUCCAGAUUAGAUUACAGGAGCUGUGGGGAAGCAGGUACAGUACUGAGCUCUGUCUGCUGCUGCCACCCUCCUCAGUAUGUGUCUGUAGUUGUUUCCUGGAGUUGUCAGGAAGGUGUAGGAAGGUGGAGCUGGCUUCCUGCAUUCUGCCUGAUUGGGGAAGUAGGAAAUAGAACAAAAGUGAGCACUAGAGGUCCUUGGCCCAGCUGAGGGCAGAGGUAACUAGUGGAGAUGAGGAAUAAAGAGAAUAGAGUCACCAGGAGCAGUAGAGUCUCAUGUAUCCCUUCUCCCCUUCCUCCAAAACACAGCCACUGAUUUUGCCUCAGUAUCCCCUUUUAGCCUUUUUUGAUUGGUAUUUAUUAAGCACUACUAUGUUCUGGGCAAUAGAGGUAUAAGUACAAUACAAAGAAUGAAACAACCCCUUCUCUUGAGAAGUUUAUGUUCUAAUAAGAAGACAAGUACCUCUCGACAGGGGCUUUUUAAAUUCAUUCAACAAGGCAUUUAUUAAAGACCUACUAUGUGCUAGAUUCUGAGAUGCAAAACCCCAAACAAGUGCCUACCCUCAAGGAGCUUACACUCUUCUAGAUUUCAGCUGUAUUCUAUUUGGGCACAGCCCAGCUUAAGAGUUGCUAAUUGUCACGGGUGUCAUUCCACUAAGAAUGGCUAAGGAUAGAGAGUCCUAUCACAUUGUUUGAAAAGCACCCAAGGGUAGAUGGGCAAAUCAGCCCUAGAGAAGAGGUGCCUCAGAGGAGUAUUAGAUCUCAGAGGAGAGAGGAAGAGAGAAGCCAAGACCCUGGAACAUGGCAGUAUAUGUGGAUUUGAAUCCAGUUGAGAAAGAGGGAGAGAUCCUAGCACCCAAGAUUUUGACUUCACAGAGUCCAACUAAUCAAAGGGUUAUUAACCUUUGCUGUGUCCUGGACCCAUUGGGCAAAAGCCUGGUGACAUGGGUGGACCCAAAAGGAUGAAUCUGUCAAAAUUAAGUUUUCGUUUUUGUUUUAAACCCUCACCUUCCCACUUAGAAUCAAUACUGUGUAUUGGUUCCAAGGCAGAAGAAUGAUAAGGGCUAGGCAAUGGGGGUCAAGUGACUUGCCCAAAGUCACACAGCUGGGAAGGGUCUGAGGCCAGCAUUUGAACCCAGGACCUUCUAGGUCUGGCUCUUAAUCCACUGAGCUUCCUAGCUGCCCCAGCAGAAUUAUGUUUUUAAAUGAAUAAAAUAAAAUAUGGAAGAUUACAAAGAAACCAAAUCUCUUGAAAUAUAUUAUCAAAAUAGUUUUUAAAAUUCAUAGACCUUUGAAAUCUAUCCAUAAACUUUUAGAGGGUUCACAGGUGAAGAACCCCUGAUCUAAUCUAACCCUCUAUUUCUUUUUGUUGUUGUUAAACUCUUAUCCUCUGUCUUAGUAUCCAUUCUAAGACAGAAGAGUACCAAGGACUAGGCAAUUAGGGUUAAGUGACUUGUCCAGGGUCACACCCCUGGAAAAUGUUUCUGAUGAGGCCCUUAGAAAGGUGAACGACUUGCCCAAGGUCACAUGAGUAGUAUCUAGGGUGGGCUUUGAACCCUAGGCCUCUGAUUCCAGAGUAUGGUAGUCCUUACACAGGUGGAUUUGGACUCAAUUACUGGGGUUUUAGAAUAGACACAGACAACGCUUGUAGUUUGGCCGCCUCCCUACCCCCCUACCCAAAAUGGGAUUCAAAAAAUGGAGGGUAUCAAGGGGAAGGCCUGGCUUAAAAGACCUGAGGAGGUCUAAUCUUUGACCCCAUCCCAGACCUUGACUAAGGCCAGCAUCCUGAAUAGUGCCUUUCUUUAUUGAUACAAAAAGAGCUCCAGAGGCUCUAUAAAGAGGUCAAACUCAGCCUCAUGCCAUUCUGGUCCCUGUGGCAGCUAAGUCUUUUUCUUUUAAACCCUGUCUUAAAACCAAUGCUAUGUAUUGGUUCCAAGGCAGAAGACCUAGGAGAUAAGUGACUUGCCCAGGGUCACCCAGCUAGGAAGUAUCUGAGGCCAGAUUUGAACCCAGGACCUUUUGUCUCUAAACCUGGCUCUCAAUCCACUGAGCCACCCAACUGCCCCAGCAGUUAAGUCUUAAGGUCUUCCCAAAGAAUGAAGGAGAGGGAAGUGAUUAUUCCUCAUGCUCAUCCCUCUUCCCCUAUUCUUCAUCUUCACCACCUGCCAAUAGGACCUGGUGCUCACUCUAUCUUUAACCUACAUCUCCUCAAUCAGUCCUGAAGGAUCACCUCCUGCCCCCCUCAACCCCGACUCUAAAUAAGGAACAAGCUCCUUAAAACCUUUCUUCAUAAAUGUUCACGUCAGUGACACAUCAUCCCCUCUUCCCAGGAGGGAUUCCUACCCUAUUCCCAGACCUGUGAAGGUUACAAGGUAUCUGAGAAAGGAGGAAGUCCUCUGGAAAUGGGGGAGGAGAUGAGACCUCCCCAUUCUGGCCCUUCCUUUGGGAGUCACCCCCUGCAGGUCCAGAUCGGCCGCUAAGGACAGAUCACUAAGCGGGUGAUCCUGCUGGCCUUCCCCUCUCUCUCUCUCUCUCUCUCUCUCUCUCUCUCUCUCUCUCUCUCUCUCUCUCUCUCUCUCUCUCUCUCUCUCUCUCUUUCUCUCUCUCUCUCUCUCUCUCUCUCCCUCCCUCCCUCUCUCUCUCCCUCUCUCUCUCUCUCUCUCUCUCUCUCUCUCUCUCUCUCUCUCUCUCUCUCUCUCUCUCUCUCUCUCUCUCUCUCUCUCUCUCUCUCUCUCCCUCCCUCUCCCUCUCCCUCUCUCCUUGCACCUUGGCAGAGAGGAAGUUCUUUCUGAGCACUUCCCUUCUUUUGCCCCUGAUCUUAGUAUCCAUGUCAUACGAUGGCCAACCCAAAACAUCCCUCAGAGGCCAGCUAGUCCUUGUUUUUAGGGAGGACGAACACCAAAACCAUGGGAAGGGAAAGGAUCGUGAAUGAGUUAUUUUAGGCUUAAUGGGAACUCCAAGCUGGGUCUCCAGACCCCCAGCUCAGUACUCACUAGAGGAAGAAGGCAGAGCUGCUUCUAUCUGUUGCAUUUAGUUAUACGUGUCCAUCUGUGUGUGUGUGUGUGUGUGUGUGUGUGUGCGCGCGCAUCUGAAUCUGUUGGAAUUUUCCAGGCUGGCCCCCACUCCCACCCCAACCUUUCCAGUGUAAGGAAUAGGGUUUUCUCCAGACCUUCAGGGUGCUGAUGGCUCGCAAUCUGCUGUCUGAUAUAGUCACAGGCUAUUCCUUGGCUUUAUAUCAUUCAAGCAUCCUCCUCCACCCCAGAGGCGACUGGUUUGCACCUCCCUGGACAAGAUGGAGUGAACAGUGAGCGGGGCUUUCAGUCAGAAAGAUCUGGGUUCAAGCCUUAAUCCUUUGUUUCAAAUCCCUCUUGAAAGGGAUCAGAGUCACCUAGCAUUUGCGAAGCCCCUGCUUUGGGCCAGGCACUGUGCUAAGCAAGCACUAGGGAUACAGAGAACAAUACCACAGUCCAUCCUGGCCUUGGGAUCCCGAGCAAAUCUUUUAGCCCUUCCCUUCCCUCUGCCCCAAGGAAUUCUCUGAAGAGCAAAUGCCAUUCUGCAUGGUAGAAAGUUUCCUCACUGGGACUUCCCUACACCAAUGAACUAACAAGUCCAUCUAAAAGAAAAAGUGGGGCAGAAGUACACAAUAAUGAAUGAGCGGUUCGGGAGCCUGGGUCAAGGUCAGGGCCUGGGAACUGGGCUCAAGAGAACCGAACCGCUAACCUCAGACUGGCCCUGGUGCCUCUCCUCUCAUGGGUGAGUGGGAUGGAUUUCCCAGAAUGAAUGUAAACACUGGUGUUGCUUUGGCAGCCAAGAGUAGCCCUUAGGUACUGAGUGACUCCAUUACUGAGUCAGACUGGGGUUAACCCCCUUUUCCAAUUCAUUUCUUUUCUAUUUAGUAAAGAAUGGAACCAGCAAGCAUGUGAACUUGCCUCCUCUCCUUUCCCUGCCUGCUUCUGUGUGCGUGUGCGUGUGUGUGUGUGUACAUGUGUGUGCAUGCGUGUGUGUUUGGGGGGUAGAGGGUUCAAUUUUUAAAGGUGAAGAAAUCACCUGAAGCAUUUCACCCCCAUUCGCUUCUUUGUUCGUCUUUCAAGGUGACUGUGAAAAUGAAUCCCAUCUGAAUUGCUUACAUGUGUCUGUUUCCCCAUUUUGUCUAUGAAAGAUAACGAAUACUGUGAAUUAAUGGCAACCAUCUGAGGGCGAAACCCUGGAGUCCUCCAUGGACUGAAAAGACCUCUGAGUAGGACCCUGUUUGGGAACUGGUCCGUAGCCAUUUAUUUUUGAAAGGAAGGUCCAAAUCCAAACUUUGCUUGAGAUGGAGCAAACCUUAAGGCCUUAGGAGUCACUUCCUAAUCCCAGGCAAAGCCUCCCAGCCCCAAGGAGUUCCUGUCUCCUAGCAACCCCUUUCCCAUCUCUCCUGAUGCUGGGUGGCGCACUCUCUUCUUGGAUGUCCAACAUGGUGGUUUGAAUUCUAGUGGGUUCUAACUUCUUCUACGAAUGGCAAUAACAGACUGGAUUUCUCAACAGUCAUUCCUGAAACAUGCAUGAAGCAAUGGAGUCAUUUGGCGGCGCUUCUGAUGUUUCUUGGGAUAUUUAAAGAUGCGCCUAGCCCUGUUGGCUUAUAUUUUUGUCUUGAGUUCUUGCUAACUUUUGGGGGCACACAAAUGUGAAACUGGUGCGGGAGGAGAAGGGGAGCUGGUGUAAUACUGCUACAUCCUCUGAGAUUUCACCCAUGUGUGUAAACAUGGAGUCUCAGAGGGUUAAAAAAUGGACUGUUUGUUUCUUUUUUGAAUGUGAUGUAAAAUUUGUACAGCAAAAAUUUUUAUAUUUUCUAUCAACUGAGUUUGUCUUCCACAGAUGCUUUUAAUUUAAUUAAAAUGGUUAGUGUUAUUAACAAGUGUGUUGUAUUAGUCGUAUGUUACUGGCAGGAGUACCCUCGGUGCCAAUGGAAUUCUGAUUAUUUGGAGAGCUCUUCAGUGAAUAAAAUAGAUAUGCUCCAUCAAA